CCUGCGCGCGCGUGGGACUUCGGAGAGCAACUCCAGAGCCCGGGCGCGGUCGUCGCCUCUGGCCGGACCAUGGACUGGCGGGAGGCAGGCGCAGGGCGCUGGGGCCUCUGAGGCCCCUAGCCGGGCGCUCUUGCGUGCUCCGGCCUGCGCUCCGGACCUCCAGGGGCUUGGCGACCGCCUGUUCUUCGCCUAGACGGCGCCGGGGAGCAGAGGAUCUGCGCAUCGGGUCUCCAGGAUGUUUCCGUCUGAGAUGGGGACGCUGUGGCACCAUUGGUCCUCCGUGCUCAUCAGCCUGGCCGCCCUGUUCUCCAAAGUGACCGAAAGCCGCGGAACCUUGGAGAGCAUCCAGCGGUUCUCCCUGCUGCCCACCUACCUCCCGGUGAGCUAUCGCAUCAACAACGCGGACGUGUCCUUCUUCCUGAAGGAAGCCAACCAGGACAUCAUGAGGAACUCCAGCCUGCAGUCGCGGGUGGAGUCCUUCCUUGUUUACAAGUCCAGGAGGCUACCAGUUCUGAACGCCAGCUACGGCCCGUUCUCCAUCGAGCACGUGGUGCCCCAGGACUUGCUGCUGCCUUCCAACCCGUUCAGAGUCACCAACAAGUUCUCCCUCAACUGGAAGCUGAGAGCCUCCAUCAUGCGAGAGAAGAUCUACCUGAGCUGGCCCAAGGUGCAGGUGCUCUUCUCCCUGGUGGGCCGGGACUGGGACACACAGGGGGCCACGGACGCCCUGCCCUGCCUGCGGGUGUUUGCCUUCCGAGAGACCAGGGAGGUGAGGGGCAGCUGCCGGCUGCGGGGGGACCUGGGCCUCUGCGUGGCAGAGCUGGAGCUCCUGCCCAGCUGGUUCAGCGCCCCCACGGUGGUCGCCGGCAGGAGGAAGGCGGCCGAGCAGCCCGAGGGCAGCCCCGUGGAGCUCUACUACGCCAUGCAGCCGGGGGACGAGCGGGCCGACUGCAUCAAGGAAGAGUCACGGAAAAACAGUGGGGUCAAGGGAGGCCACAGUGACAUUGACGAAUCCAGCCCCCCCUUGCAUAGAAUAGGCAGCGUUUUCCUUUACCAGACCCAGGGGAAGCCUGUUUUCAGAGAGCUGCGCUUAGAUAGCAAUGUGGCCGUUCAUUAUGCACCCAAGACGGCUAGACAGGGAGAGGUGCUGACUUUUCCCAUCUCCAUCACUCAGAAUUCCACUGAAGAUCAUUUCACAUUGAGGGCAAAGGUGAAGAAAGGUGUGAGCAUCGUCGGGGUGAGAGCCAGCAGCCCUUCCAUUUGGGAAGUCAAGGAGAGCCCGGAGUACAAGGGGAAGUAUGCACCUGCUGUCAUCAUUUGUCAGAAGAUAUCUGCUGGCUUGGAAAACAGUGUGAACAGCGCCUCCCACGAAGUCAUGCAGAUCGACAUAGAAAUAGAAGAGCCGGGGGACCCGCCAGCCACACAGCUCGUCACGUGGCAGGUCGAAUACCCGGGAGAGGUCACAUCCGACUUGGGAGUGUCUAAGAUCUAUGUGGGCCAAAAGGAUUUGAUUGGAGUCGUCCCGCUCGCUAUGGAGGCGGAAAUCCUGAACACCGCCAUCCUCACCGGCAAGACGGUGGCAGUUCCGGUGCGGGUGGUCUCCGUGGAGGAGGACGGCUCGGUGGCGGAUCUGCUGGAGUCCGUGGAGUGCAGAUCAUCUGAUGAAGACGUGAUUAAGGUCUCUGACAGAUGCGACUACGUCUUCGUCAACGGGAAGGAAAUGAAAGGCAAAGUGGAUGUGGUGGUGGACUUCACCUACCAGCACCUGAGGGGUCCUCUGGAAAUGACGGUGUGGGUGCCCCGGCUCCCGCUGCAGAUCGAAGUCUCCGACACGGAGCUCAAUCAGAUCAAGGGCUGGAGGGUGCCCAUCGUCUCCAGCAAAAGGCCGGCUCGGGACAGCGAGGAAGAGGAUGAGGACGAGAGGAGGGGUCGAGGCUGCGCCCUCCAAUACCAGCACGCCAUGAUGCGGGUCUUGACACAGUUUGUGGCCGAGGCAGCCGGCCCAGGGGGGCACUUGGUGUACCUACUGGGCUCGGACUGGCAAGUGGACAUCACGGAGCUGGUGGACAACUUCAUGCAGGUGGAGGAGCCGAGGAUCGCCAAGCUGCAGGGGGGACAGGUCCUGAUCGGGCAGGAGCUCGGCAUGACCACCAUUCAGAUCCUGUCCCCACUGUCAGAUGCCAUCUUGGCCGAGAAGACCAUCACGGUGCUGGAUGAGAAGGUGACCAUCUCGGACCUCGGCGUGCAGCUGGUGACCGGCCUGUCCCUCUCCCUGCAGCUCAGCCCAGGGAGCAACAGAGCCAUCUUCGCCACUGUGGUGGCACAGGAACUUCUGCAAAGGCCCAAGCAGGAAGCAGCCAUCAGUUGCUGGGUCCAGUUCAGUGAUGGCUCGGUCACACCCUUGGAUAUUUAUGAUGGGAAAGACUUCUCCCUGAUGGUCACGUCUCUGGAUGAGAAGGUGGUCUCCAUCCACCAAGACCCCAGAUUCAAGUGGCCUAUAAUCACUGCUGAAACUGAAGGAGAGGGGGCUCUGGUGAAGGUCGAGAUGGUUAUCAGUGAGUCAUGCCAGAAAUCCAAACGGAGGAGUGUGCUGGCUGUCGGAACAGCAAACAUCAAAGUCAAAUUUGGCCAAAACGAUGCUAACCCCAACCCCAAUGAGAGCAGACACCCCGGGGCAGGGGUUCACCUGGAAAACAACGGCAGUGACCGGGGACCCAAGAAACCCAUGCGAGAAUGGGGCAGUCCAGGGGGACAGUACUACAGCAGUGUUUCCAUGGGCCUCAUGGAAGGAGGAGGCACCACGACAGACAGGUCAACCUUCCAGAAGAAGAAUGGCCAGGAAAGUCUUUUAGAGGAUGGCAGCCACCUGCAAACCAUCCCCGCUGACCUCACCAGCUUCCCAGCCCAGGUGGACCUCCCCAGCAGCCCUGGGGACAUGGCAGAGAAUGACCUCAUGCGGGAUUCCGGAGGGCUGAGUGACUUGGAAAUUGGGAUGUACGCUUUGUUGGGUGUCUUCUGCCUGGCCAUUCUGGUCUUCUUAAUAAAUUGUGUGACCUUUGCUUUGAAAUACAGGCACAAACAGGUUCCCUUCGAAGAGCAGGAAGCAAUGAGUCAUUCACAUGACUGGGUUGGGUUGAGCAACCGGACAGAGCUUUUGGAGAACCACAUUAACUUUGCCUCCUCCCAAGAUGAGCAAAUCACCGCCAUUGACAGGGGCAUGGAUUUCGAGGAGAGUAAAUAUCUCCUCAGCACAAAUUCCCAGAAAAGCAUCAACGGCCAGUUGUUCGAAGCUUCAGGACCCACAGUCACUGAUGGGAAAGAUCAGAAAAGUGAGCCCCCAACUUCCCCUACCUCGAAACGGAAAAGAGUGAAAUUUACCACGUUCACGACCAUCUCCUCGGACGAUGGGUGCCCCACCGUGAAGUCGGUUGCGAUGAGUCGUGAGGACGACGUUAAGUGGGUCUGCCAAGACCUGGACCCUGCGAACCGCAAGGAGCUACACAACUACAUGGAACGGUUACGCGAAAAUGCGUAGGCCGGACACACACACUCUUGUUCUCACUCACCUCUCGGCCUUUAAUUUGGGGGAUGUGUGGCUGCCGUUCACCCGGGGCAGACAUGAAAUGACAUGACCAUGCCGACGGGGCCCCAGAAAACAACCCCGGCUCAGCUGGGGUGGCCCCGAGUCAGAGCCGCUACACGCGUUCCUGCGUACAGCGUCUUACUCGAAGUUGAGGUUUAUCAUGCAUGGCAAGAUCUUUUAAACUUGGUACAAAAGUGAGCUCUGAAUCCCUGAGCUUCCGAGAGGCUCCAGAAAAGAACAGUCUUUCUCUCUCCCUUUAAUCAGAGCAAUUUGGAUAUUGUAAAAUCCACAUGGCUCCAACAGUCAAUAUUGCAGACUGUAGAAGAAAAACCAGUCCCAGGUUGAGCAUAAAUGGCUCAGUGGGAGGAAGUGUGCCACUGAAAUUGGAGCCGUGUCUCACACUGGGAGUGUGAUCAAAGGCACAGUUUAGCGCCACAUUCAGCUCUUAGGGGGCUCAACUAUGAGAUAUUGUCUCCCAAAGACUGGGUCAAAACUGGCCCAAGGUAUUGACAGAUGAAGGCAGUGGCUGACAAAGACUGAAAGGGAACAACUGGGCAAAUAGGCCACAAGUACCUUUGUGACUAGAAGCCAAUAACAACAACAGAAAUCCUCUCUGAGCAAUUCAGAGCUUUCUUUUAUUUGUAAACGAGGGAUGCUGGAUGUAGAAUUUCAAUCAGGUUCAAAGAACCAGGCUCUUCUUAGCAAGUUCAUUUGAACGAAUUCUCAUGUUUAAAUUUGCACAGGAUCCUGCAUUGCAUUGCCGCCUUUCCAAAAGCUGCUGGCCGUUUGUCGCGUGGGUGGGGGGUCAGUUUCCAGCUGGUUCGGGGCCUCUUUCUUUCCCCUGUGCUUUGUGUUCUAUAGAGAAGCACGCACUGGGCCUGCUUCACCGCAGGCCUGCCCUGAAGAGCUGGUCUUUGGGGUUCCGUGUGAAUUCAACACCACGGGAUGCUGACCCCCCCCCUCACUUUUCUAGAAGGAAGAGAGUCAUUUUGCUACGGGUCUGUCGCUGUUCCCUUUAUCUUCUAUCCAAGGGUUUGCCUUGAGCUGCAGAGACAAAUCUGGGUGGGGUGUGCAGGAUGCUAGGAGACUGGGACUGGGUGCGUCCGACGCGGGCCGGGCAGGAAGCCCCCCACACUGGCACGCACCCUCGGGCAUAAGGGGAAACUGCUCCACCUGGGGGGCGAGGGGGUGCACGAGGGGCUGGAGUAGGCCGUGGGGGUGUAGUGUACACACAUGCUCAGUUCUCGGGUCAGCUCUGAGCGUUUUAACCUGCUUGAAAUCAAAAUGACUCUUGGAAAUUCCUUGAAUCCCUCAGAUGAGAAGCCCAUAAAAACUGAGGGGGAGGGAGAGCUCUGCGGGUUCCAGCCCCAUCUCCUGCUCACUCCAAGGCAGGGAAUGUGGGUGGAGACUUGCCAGCCUUGACCCUCGGGGCGUGAGGGAGGGACGGCGGAGGGGCAGGAUGGGCCAGGCGGCUGGAUCCCUCUCUCUCCGUUUUCUUGUCUGCCACUUUGCCUCUUUAGAGCUCUCUUCAAUUUCUUUUUCUCCGCCUCCCUCAGUCUUUCUCUGCCUUUGUGUCUCGCUGAGUUGUGUCUGAUCCUGUCCCGCUCCCCUCCCCUCCCCCACCUUACCCUCUCUCCCCCUCCCUGUGCAUAUACUGGAAUUCUCCUAACCAGUGUGUGUGAAUUCACAGCUUACCCUGGAAACUUCACCUCUCUCCCCUCCAGCUGUGGUGCCGCCAGUGAACGUGGGGAGUCCGGCAGCCAGUAAGCCACCUAGUCUUGUGCCCACCUUGGCGUACCUUGUUUAGUUGGGUGAUUAAACUGUCGCCCCUUUUCAGUGAUCAUCCUUUGCUUCCAGCAGCCCCUCCUAUUUCCUUCCAUCCUGACCCGUGCUGUUCUGUUUAAUUCCGCAGCGGCCGCCCACUUCACACCCAUCUACAUGUGGAAUGUAUUGCAGAUUGUAAGAAUGUAAUCUAUAUUUAUAAACUU
Messenger RNA from Choloepus didactylus (southern two-toed sloth), 5571 nucleotides. RefSeq names its product transmembrane protein 132D (gene TMEM132D). The record is from RefSeq and is a predicted model, not a curated record. The coding region runs from base 236 to 3535 and encodes 1099 amino acids. The transcript has 9 exons. Lineage: Eukaryota; Metazoa; Chordata; Mammalia; Pilosa; Megalonychidae.